AUGUCGGGAAAUGGUGAUAGAAAGCAAGAGAAUGGUGCCAGGCAGAGUGAAAAUGCUGAGAUGGACGCCUCGGAAUGUAUGAAGAAGCUCAAAGCAAAAGAGGGUGAAGUCGUUGACCUUACAAGUCGAUUACGCUACCUUCAAGCUGACUUCCUCAAUCUCCAAAGAAAUGCCGCACGAGAGAAGGAACAGACCAAGGAUUUUGCCAUCACUCGCUUCGCAGGCGACCUCCUAGAAACCGUUGACGUCCUCUCACUUGCGCUGAAAUCUGUCCCGGAAAGCGCACUAAAAUUGCCAGCCGAUGACUUACCUGCCGCUGCCUCUCAGUCCGCCUCCGCUUCGUCAUCCUCCGACUCGUCUUCAUCCUCCUCCACCUCUACAUCACCCAAUUCCCAAGCAGAACCGACGAAGACCGCCUCAGAAUACCUCCGCGAACUACAUCACGGCGUCGAGAUGACACAUCGACUGUUACUCCAAACCCUCUUCAAGUACAACGUCAAGCCAUUCGACCCAACAGGGGAUGCUUUUGAUCCUAAUCGACACGAGGCACUCUACCAAGCGCCCAUCCCUGGCAAAAAACCUGGUACCGUCAUCGACUGCCAAAAACAGGGCUUCACGAUAAAAGACCGCACGCUCCGCGCCGCGCAAGUCGGUGUCGCCGCUGAGUCAUCAUCAUAA
This is a messenger RNA of Fomitiporia mediterranea MF3/22, 678 nucleotides long. Its product is annotated as GrpE nucleotide exchange factor. The transcript has 2 exons. Gene Ontology annotation, biological process: protein folding; protein import into mitochondrial matrix. The record is from RefSeq and is a predicted model, not a curated record. NCBI's taxonomy places the organism in Eukaryota, Fungi, Basidiomycota, Agaricomycetes, Hymenochaetales, Hymenochaetaceae. Gene Ontology annotation, cellular component: PAM complex, Tim23 associated import motor. The coding region runs from base 1 to 678 and encodes 225 amino acids. Gene Ontology annotation, molecular function: adenyl-nucleotide exchange factor activity; protein homodimerization activity; protein-folding chaperone binding.